Nomascus leucogenys (northern white-cheeked gibbon) is the source of this 6417-nucleotide messenger RNA. Its product is annotated as mucin-3A-like. The record is from RefSeq and is a predicted model, not a curated record. Bases 1 to 6417 code for a protein of 2138 amino acids. The transcript has 7 exons. Lineage: Eukaryota; Metazoa; Chordata; Mammalia; Primates; Hylobatidae.
AUGCAGCUGUUGGGGCUCCUCAGCAUCCUCUGGAUGCUCAAGGCCUCCCCAGGGGCCACAGGAACUUUAUCCACGGCCACAUCCACCUCUCAUGUGACUUUCCCCAGGGAGGAAGCAACCCGCGAUGCCCUCAGCAAUUCUCCACACUCCAGAAACCUGGCUGAGUGGCCACAAGGUGUCCCCCAUCUCACCUCUCCUGCUCCCGGCCACAGGGAAAAUGCACCUAUGACGCUCACUACCUCCCCCCAUGACACACUCAUCUCUGAAACAUUGCUCACCUCUCCAGUCAGUUCCAACACCUCAACCACCCCAACGUCCAAGUUUGCCUUCAAGGUUGAAACCACUCCACCCACUGUGUUGGUCUAUUCCGCCACCACUGAGUGCGUGUAUCCAACGAGCUUUAUAAUCACCAUCUCCCACCCCACCUCCAUCUGUGUGACCACGACACAGGUGGCCUUCACUAGCUCUUACACCCCCACUCCCGUGACACAGAAGCCAGUGACCACCAUCACCAGGACUUACCCUAUGACCUCUACUGAGAAAGGAACGUCAGCCGUGACAUCUUCUCCCUCUACCACCACUGCAAGGGAAACUCCCAUAGUGACAGUGACACCCUCCUCCUCUGUGUCAGCCACAGACACAACCUUCCACACUACAAUCUCCUCUACAACUAGAACCACAGAAAGGACUCCCUUGCCCACUGGAAGCAUCCAUACGACCAUGUCCCCAACCCCAGUAUUUACUAGUCUCAAAACAGCAGUGACUUCCACUUUCCCCAUCACUUCCACCAUCACUUCCACAAAUACAGUGACUUCUAUGACAAUGACAACCUCCCGGCCCACAGCCACUAAUACAUUAUCAUCACUCACCAGUAGCAUUUUAUCUUCCACACCUGUCCCAAACACAGAAGUGAUCACCAGUCAUACCACAACCACCACCCCACCAUCUACCUUGGUGACCACACUCCCCGCUACCAUCACCAGGUGUAUACCUACAUCUGAGACGACUCCUACUACAAACUUGGGAAACACCACCACUGAGACCACCUCCCACAGUACUCCCAGCUUCACUUCUUCAGCCAUCUACUCCACCGUCAACAUAUCCACAACUACCAUCUCCUCACUUCCCCCUUCCUCAGGUACCAUGGUGACAUCCACAACCAGGACCCCAUCUUCUCUGAGUACAGACAUGUCUACCACCACACUGAAAAAUAUCACCCAGCCUUCUGUGGGCUGUACUGGUUUCCUGACUACAGCUACAGACCUCACCUCAACAUUCACUGUUUCCAGUUCCUCAGCAAUGUCCACAAGUGUCACUCUAUCUUCCCCCAGCAUCCAGAAUAAAGAAAUCUCAACACUUGUGAGUACAACCACUACCACCAGUCCCACUGAGAGAAUGACUCUCACAAGUAUAGAUAAUAACCCGACAAGUUAUGUCCUGACCACCUGUCCAGUGACAUACUCAUUUUCCCCUUCCACAUCUGCCAGCAGUGACUGGACCACUGACACAGAGAGCAUCUCCUCAGCUCCAGCCAUCACCAGUACACUCCACACAACAGCUGAAUCCACCCUGGCACCCACUACUACCAACUCAUUCACAACAUCCGCAAACAUGGAACCACCUUCUACCACUGUAGCAACUGCAGGCACAGGUCAGACCACCUUCACCAGCUCUACAGCCACAUUCCUUGAGACCACCACACUGACUCCUACAAUUGACAUGUCCACAGAAUCUUUUAUGACACCAAUGAUUUCUACUACCCCCAUCACCUCUUCAAUCACUCUCAGAAAUACAGUGACUUCUAUGACAACUGCCGCCUCCUGGCCCACAACAACGAAUACGUUCUCAUCACUCACCAGUAGCAUUUUAUCUUCCGCACCUGUCCCGAGCAUAGACGUGAUCACCAGUCAAACCGCAAACACCACACCUCCAUCUACCUUGGUGACAACACUCCCAACUACCAUCACCACGUCCACACCUACAUCUGAGACAACCUAUUCUACUUCUCCCACUAGCGCUGUCACAGACUCCACCACCGAAACCACCUACUCCACAAGUAUAUCUGGUACAUUGUCUACUGAGAUUUCUCUCCCAGCCACUACUUCCUCUCUCAUAACCAAAGGAACAUCCACGAUUUCUACCAGAAACUUGGUAACAACCACUAAUGAGACCACCUCUCACAGUACUUCCAGCUUCACUUCAACCAUCCACUCCAUGAUCAGCACAUCCACAACUGCCAUCUCCUCAGUUCCCACUACCUCAAGUCCCAUGGUGACUUCCACAACCAUGACCCCAUCUUCUCUGACUGCAGACAUCCCUACCACCACACUGACAACUAUCACCCAGCCUUCAGUGGGGUCUACUGUUUUCCUGACUACAGCAACAGACCUCACCUCAACAUUCACUGUUUCCAGUUCCUCAGCAAUGUCUGCAAGUGUCAUUCCAUCUUCCCCCAACAUCCAGAAUAGAGAAACCUCAACCCCUGUGACUACAACCGCUGCUAUCAGUCCCACUGGGAGAACGACACUCAUAAGUACAACGAAGACCUUGAGAAGUUCAGCCCUGACAAGCUUUCCAGUGACAUACCCAUUUUCCUCUUCCAAGUCUGUCAGCAGUGACUUGACCACUGACAUGGAGAGCAUCUCCUCACUUCCAACCAUCACCAGUACACUCCAUACAACAGCUGAAUCCACCCCGGGACCCACUUCCACCACACCAUUCAGGACAUCUGCAACCAUGGAACCACCUUCAUCCAGUGUAGCAACUACAGGCACAGGUCAGACCACCUUGAUCAGCUCUACAGCCACAUUCCCUGAGACCAUCACACUGACUCCUACCACGAACACGUCCAGAGAGUCUCUCAUGACAGCAAUGACUUCUACUACCCCCAUCACUUCUGCAAUCACUCCCGCAAAUACAGUGACUUCUAUGACAACUAUGACCUCUCCUCCCACAAAAACCAAUUCUUUUACAUCACUGACCAGUAAGAUUCUGUCUUCCACACCUGUCCCAAGCACAGAAACAAUCACCAGUGGCACCACAAACACAAUCCCUCCAUCUAGCUUGAUAACUACACUCCCCAGACCAAAUGCCUCAUCUAAGCCUACAUCUGAGACCACCUACCCUGAUUCUCCGACUGGUCCUGUUACAAACUCCACGACCAAGAUCACUUAUCCCACCACUAUGACAGAGACAUCAUCUAAUGCCACCUCUCUUCCCCCCAACUCUCCUUCAAUUUCAACCACAGAAACAAUCAAAAGACCUACCACAAACUUGGUAACAAGUGCCACCGAGACCACCUCACAUACUACCACCAGCUCCAUUUCUACAACCAUCUACUCCACAGCCAACACAUACACAACUGCCAUCACCUCAUUUCCCACUACCUUGGGUACCACGGUGAUGUCUAUAUCCAUGACCCCACCUACACUGAAUACAAGUAUCCCUGCGUCACAACCAAAGACCACCACUUCCUUAUCUGGGGGCAUCACUGGUUCAUUACCUAUGAUGACAGACCUUACCUCAGGGUACACCUUCUCCAGUAUGUCUGCAAUUCCCUCAACCGUCAUUCCCACAUCUCCCACUGUCCAGAAUACAGAAACCUCAAUCUUUGUCAGCAUGACCUCUGCCACCACUCCCAGUGGGAGACCAACUUUCACAAGUACGGAGAACACUCCAUCAAGGUCUCUCCUGACAAGCUUUCCAACGACACAUUCAUUCUCUUCUUCCAUGUCUGAGAGCAGUGCUGGGACCACUCACACAGAGAGUAUCUCCUCACCUCCAGCCACCACCAGUACACUCCACACAACAGCUGAAUCCACCCCAUCGCCCACUACCACCAGCUCAUUCAUCACAUCCACAACUACGGAACCACUUUCAACCACUGUAGCAAUGACAGGCACAGUUAAGACCACCAUCACUAGCUCCACAGCCACAUUCUGGGAGAACACCACACUGACUUCUACAACUGACAUGUCCACAGAAUCUCUCAUGACUGCAAUGACUUCUACUACCCGACUCACUUCUGCAAUCACUUCCAAGACUACAUUGACUUCUUUGAAGACUACUGCCUCCCAGCCCACAGCCAAUAGUACGUUAUCAUCACUCACCGCUAGCAUUUUGUCUUCCACACCUGUCCCCAGCACAGAAGUGAUCACUAAUCACACCACAAACCUUACCCGUUCAUCUCCCUUGGUUGCCACACUCCCUACUACCAUCACCAGGUCUACACCUACAUCAGAGACCACCUACCUUACUUCUUCUACCAGCACAGUGACAGGCUCCAUGACCGACAUCAAGUAUUCCACAAGUAUGACAGGUACAUUGUCCACGGAGACUUCUCUCCCACCCACCUUUUCCUCUCUCCCAACCACAGAAACAGCCAUGACUCCUACCACAAAUUUGGUAACCACCGAGAUAACAUCCCAGAGUACUCCCAGCUUGUCUUCUUCAACCAUCCACUCCACAGUCAGCACAUCCACAACUGUCAUCUCCUCAGGUCCCCCUACCUCAGGUACCAUAGUGACUUCCAUAACCAUGACCCCAUCUUCUCUGAGUACAGACAUCCCUUUGACAACACUAAAAACUAUCACUCACCAUUCUGUGGGCUCUACUGAAUCCUUGCUUACAGCAACAGACCGCACAUCAACAUUCACUGUUUCCAGUUCCUCAGCAAUGUCUACAAGUGACAUCCCAUCUUCCCCCAGCAUCCAGAAUAUAGAAACCUCAUCCCUUGUCAGCAUGACCUCUGCCACCAUUCCCAGUAUGAGACCAACAUUUGUAAGUACACACAGCAGUCCUACAAGUCCCCUCCUGACGACCUUCCCAGAAACAUAUUCAUUUUUCCCUUCCAUGUCUGCCAGCAGUGACGGGACCACUCACACAGAGAGUAUCUCCUCACCUCCAGCCAGCACCAGUACACUCCACACAACAGCUGAAUACACCCCGGCACCCACUAUCACCACCUCAUUCACAACUUCCACAACUAUGGAACCACCUUUAUCCACUGUAGCAACUAGAAGCACAGGUCAGACCACCUUCACCAGCCCUAUAGCCACAUUCUCUGGGACCACCACACUGACUCCUACCACUGACAUUUCUACAGAAUCUCUGACAACAGCCAUGACUUCUCCUCCCAACACUUUAUCAGUCACUUCCACAAAUACAGUGACUUCUAUGACAACUACGACCUCUCCUCACACAACCACCCAUUCUUUUACAUCACUGACCAGUAUGACUCUGUCUUCUACACCUGUCCCAAGCACAGAAGCAAUCACCAGUGGCAUCACAAACACAAUCCCUGCAUCUACCUUGGUGACCGCACUCCCCACUCCAAAUGCCUCGUCUACGACUACAUUUGUGACCAGUUAUCCUAAUUCUCCAACUGGUCCUGGUACAAACUCCACGGCUGAAAUCACCUAUCCCAUCACUAUGAAAGAGACAUCAUCCAGUGCCACCUCUCUUCCACUCAUCUCUCCUUCGGUCUCGACUGCAGAAACAGCCAAAACUCCUACCACAAUCUUGGUAACCACCACCACCAAGACCACCUCACAUAGUACCACCAGCUUCACUUCUUCAACCAUUUACUCCACAGCCAGCACAUACACAACUGCCAUCACCUCAGUUCCCACAACCUUGGAUACCAUGGUGACUUCUACAUCCAUGAUCCCAUCUACUCUGAGUACAGGUAUCCCUACCUCACAACCAACAACCAUCACUCCCUCAUCUUUGGGCAUCACUGGUUCAUUACCUAUGAUGACGGACCUUACCUCAGUUUCCCACUACCUCAGGUCCCAUGGUGACUUCCACAACCAUGACCCUAUCUUUCCUGACUACAGACAUUCCUACCACCACACUGACAACUAUCACCCAGCCUUCAGUGGGCUCUACUGUUUUCCUGACUACAGCAUCCGGCCUUACCUCAACAUUCACUGUUUCCAGUUCCUCAGCAGUGUCCGCAAGUGUCAUUCCAUCUUCCCCCAACAUCCAGAAUACAGAAACCUCAACCCUUACCAUCACACUGACUCCUACCACGAAUAUGUCCAGAGAAUCUCUCAUGACACCAAUGACUUCUACUACCCCCAUCACUUCUGCAAUCACUCCCACAAAUACAGUGACUUCUCUGACAACUAUGACUUCUCCUCCUACAACCACCAAUUCUUUUACAUCACUGACCAAAAUAGCCAAAAGUCCUACCACAAACUUGGUAACAACUGCCACCAAGGCCAUCUCACAUACUACCACCAGCUACACUUCUUCAACCAUCUACUUCACAGCCAGCACAUACACAAGUGCCAUGACCUCAGUUCCCUUGGGUACUAUGGUGACUUCUACAUCCAUGACCCCAUCUAUUCUGAGUACGAGUAUCCCUACCUCACAACCAAAAACCAUCAAUUCCUCAUCUGGGAACAUCACUGA